CAACAAGAAAGUGAAAAAUUUAAAGCCAAAAUAGAUCCUAAAGCACCGAACCUCAAGAGUAAAAACGCAGGAGGAGCAGAAAGCCAGAAACAAGGAAGAAGAGGAGGAGAUCCGCAACCACCGAUUCCAAAUGCGAUUCCACUCUUCGUUUCCCCUCUCAUAUUGAUAGACCUGCUUGUUAAUAGCAAUACUCAAUACUAAUCGAACGUUCUCUUUCAUCUAAUCAUAUUAUAAGAAACCCUAAUACUGGAACAAAGCUCUCCGAUUCCUCCUUGUUAUUGUUCAAUCCCAGCUUUUUCUAUACAUGUAUUUAUAAUAGUCAGGCACAUGAAGCUGUUCAAUGCAGCGUAUCAAUGAUGGUGGUAAGUUAUUCCCUUGUUCGCUCCUCCAACUUGAUCCUCUCAUGGAACCUUGGUUUAUGUCAUGACUUUUAUUGUUUAUGCUUUGACAUAGACUACAAAUUCUCAUUCGAAGACCUCAAUUCCUACUGAAAUACUUAUAUUACGUCAUUCAAGCUUCAUCCGUUUCGAAUUGGACCUGGAUUGGAAUUGGACAUGGAAAACGAGGUGAUCGAAUUCGACAUAGGACUAGGAGGCGGUGGAGAUGAUUCAGUAGCGAUUAUCGACGAUGAAGAGAUGACUGAUGAUUCUCCCACCGCCGCCAUGGUCGGAACCAGCAGUGGGAGUCUCUUCUUCGAUACUUCAACUUACGUUCCUCAACGCGACCUGGAUCUCGAGCCUUUUGAGGGGAUGGAAUUCGAAUCUGAAGAAGCUGCCAAGGGUUUCUAUAACUCAUAUGCUCGUCGUGUAGGGUUCAGCACCCGUGUUAGCUCCUCCCGUAGGUCCAGGAAAGAUGGAGCCAUCAUACAGAGAUCCUUUGUUUGUGCAAAAGAAGGAUUUCGCAACCUAAAUGAGAAACGAACCAAAGAUAGAGAGAUUAAACGACCUAGAACUGUCACCAGAGUAGGUUGCAAAGCAUCAAUGUCUGUGAAGAUUCAGGAUUCAGGGAAAUGGAUUGUGUCAACGUUUGUGAAAGAGCAUAACCAUGAAUUAGUUCCACCGGACCAAGUCCACUGCCUGAGAUCCCAUCGCCAAAUCUCUGGUCCUGCUAAAACUCUGAUUGAUACUCUUCAGGCUGCUGGAAUGGGUCCCCGGAGAAUCAUGUCAGCCUUGAUCAAAGAGUAUGGUGGCAUCAGUAAAGUCGGAUUCACAGAGGUAGAUUGUAGAAACUACAUGAGGAACAACAGGCAAAGAAGUUUAGAAGGAGACAUACAGCUUCUCCUUGAUUAUCUCAAGCAGAUGCAAGCAGAAAAUCCAUCAUUCUUCUAUGCUGUCCAGGGGGAUGAAGAACAGUCAACAGGUAAUCUCUUCUGGGCUGACACAAAAGCAAGAUCCAACUACACUCACUUUGGGGAUACAUUCACAUUUGACACCACCUACAGAUCAAACAGGUAUCGUUUACCCUUUGCACCUUUCACUGGAAUCAAUCAUCAUGGUCAACCCGUGUUAUUCGGCUGUGCUUUUCUCAUAAACGAAUCCGAAUCCUCAUUCGUUUGGCUUUUCAAAACAUGGGUUUCAGCCAUGUCCUCCCGCCUCCCAGUAUCAAUCACCACAGAUCAUGAUACAGUCAUUCGAUCAGCCAUCAUGCAAGUUUUUCCUGACACUCGUCACCGUUUCUGCAAAUGGCACAUCUUCAAGAAAUGCCAGGAAAAGUUAUCUCACGUGUUCCUCAAAUACCCAAAUUUCGAAGCGGAUUUCCAUAAAUCCGUGAAUUUAACCGAUUCAGUUGAUGAAUUUGAAGCUUGUUGGUUGUCACUUGUUGAUAAAUAUGAUCUUAGUGAUCACGAUUGGCUUCAAGCAAUCUACACCUCACGUAAACAAUGGGUUCCUGUCUAUUUACGUGACACUUUCUUUGCAGAAAUGUCUAUAACCCAAAGAAGUGAUAGCAUGAAUUCUUAUUUUGAUGGGUAUAUAAACGCAUCAACAACUCUAAAUCAAUUCAUAAAGUUAUACGAAAAAGCAUUGGAAAGCCGAAAUGAGAAGGAAGUGAAAGCGGAUUAUGACACAAUGAACUCCCUCCCUCUUUUAAGAACUCCAUCUCCAAUGGAAAAACAAGCAUCCGAACUCUAUACAAGAAAAAUCUUCAUGAGAUUUCAAGAGGAAUUAAUCGGGACACUUACUUUAAUGGCAUCCAAAGUUGAAGACAACGGUGAGGUGACAACAUAUCAAGUUUCAAAAUUUGGUGAAGACAACAAAUCUUACAGUGUCAACUUCAAUGUUCUUGAAAUGAGAGCUACUUGUAGUUGCUGUAUGUUUGAAUUUUCGGGUCUUUUAUGCAGACAUGUUUUGGCUGUUUUUAGAGUGACAAAUGUUCUUACACUUCCUUCAUGUUAUAUUUUGAAAAGAUGGACAAUAAAUGCAAAGAGUAGCGUGAUACUUGAAGAAAGAGGUAAUGAUGCGUUUUCUGGUUAUUUAGAGUCGCAUACUGUGAGGUAUAAUACCCUUCGGCAUGAAGCUUUUAAAUUUGUGGAAGAAGGGGCUGAAUCUGUUGAUACAUAUAAUGUGGCCAUGGUUGCUUUGGAAGAGGCUGCAAGGAAAGUUGCCAUGUCAGCAAAAAAUGAAGGAACAGGUUUUAUGGUUAAUGGGCGUAGCAGGGAAGAUUCUAGAAGCAAUGGGACACUGACAAAAAUGGAUAUUGGUAAUCAUUGUGGACAUUUGGAUCAGAAUUUAUCAGAGGAUGAGAUGGAUAGGAAGAUUGAAGAACUUAAGCAAGAGGUGGAUUCAGGUAGGAGAAAGUGUGAAGUUUAUAGGAGCAACUUGGUUUCAGUUUUGAGAGACAUUGAAGACCAUAAACAACAGCUAUCACUUAAAGUCCAGAUCAUAAAGUAUAGUAUGAAAGAUUGCUUGUAAGUAAACAAAACAAAGUAAAGUUUCUUCUUUUUCUCUUAUUAUAGCUAUAGCUGUAGCUGUUUUCUUGGCUGAAAGAGUAUUCUUUGAUGAUGCCCAAUUGCCCAUGCCCAACAUAUAUGUAUAGUUUCCUUAUCAUUAUUAUUAUUAUGAUUAUUCCAUCCA
This is a messenger RNA of Lactuca sativa (garden lettuce), 3071 nucleotides long. Its product is annotated as protein FAR1-RELATED SEQUENCE 5. Gene Ontology annotation, biological process: regulation of DNA-templated transcription. The record is from RefSeq and is a predicted model, not a curated record. NCBI's taxonomy places the organism in Eukaryota, Viridiplantae, Streptophyta, Magnoliopsida, Asterales, Asteraceae. Gene Ontology annotation, molecular function: zinc ion binding.